AUGUUUAAUGAUAAUAUACACACACAUCACAAUUAUAAUUCACGAUUACAUCAUCGGCUGAAAAUCAUGCCAAAAUUGUAUAAUAAAACAAACUUAUCAUUUGUGUCUGGUCAUGCAUCAACAGCUGCUGCAGGUGUCUUUUUCUCUGUGAUAUAUCUCCAAGCUCGCCUGCAGUUGCCUCCAUUGCCUUUGUUUCGACCAUUCAUUCAGUAUGCACUAAUCGCUAGUUUGAUAUAUGUGUGCACUACUCGUGUAACUGAUCACUAUCAUCAUGCGACGGAUGUUUUAGCUGGAUUGAUACUGGGUUUUCUAACUUCAGUAUUUGCUGUUGCAACCGUCACCUCGGCAACCGUCCAGCCUAUAAUUUAG
Trichobilharzia szidati is the source of this 369-nucleotide messenger RNA. Lineage: Eukaryota; Metazoa; Platyhelminthes; Trematoda; Strigeidida; Schistosomatidae. The record is from the annotation of a GenBank genome assembly.